AUGGCAGGUCGUGGCCAUGUGGAUGUGAACGAGAGGAGGCUUAGGCCGAUUUAUGAUAAUCUUGAUAAUGGAAAUAAUAAAGUUGCAAUACAGUUAGUUGAUAAAGUUCUGAAGAAACAGAAGGACUUGCACUGUGCUAAGGUUUUAAAAGCCUUAGCACUGUUUAGAAUGGGUAAAUCAAAUGAGUCGUUCACUUUAAUUCAAGAAGUAGCUUCAUUGGAACCGUCAGAUGACCCAACAUUGCAGGCAAUGUCAAUAUGCUACAGAGAAAUGCAAAAACCUGAGCUUAUUACGAAAAUAUACGAGUCGGCAGUAAGAAAACAACCAAGCAAUGAAGAAUACCAUUCACAUUUGUUUAUGGCUUAUGUGCGAAUGGGAGACUACAAAAAACAACAUCAGGCCGCUAUGACUUUAUACAAACAGUUUCCAAAAAAUCCAUACUACUUCUGGGCUGUUAUGAGUAAAGUUAUGGAGGCAAUGUUUAGUUCAGAUGACACCCUCUCAAAAAAAAUAAUUUUACCUUUAACGUUGAAAAUGGUUGAAAAGUUGGCUAAAGAAGAUAAAUUAGAAGCUGAGGCUGAAGUUCAGCUUUAUUUAAUGGUUCUCGAUCUAAUGGAUAAACACGAAGAAGCUAUCACGCUACUCCAAGGUGAACUUGGAGAGAAGAUUGUAAGUGAAUGGAAUUAUCACAAAUACAGAAUAGCAUGUCUCUACGCUAAGAUGGAGAAAUGGGCAGAAGCCAACGCAGCAUAUAGAAAAUUGUUGCGUGAACAACCUGAUCAAUGGAGCUUUUAUUUAUCAUAUUUUAAAUCAGCGUUUGAACUUAUAGAUUCCGGGUGGACACCACAGGAGGAUCAAAUCUUUGUAGAUGGUCCGCCUGAUUACACUGUAGAUAGUAUAAUUCACUUUGUUGAAGAUGUUAUACAAUUAGAGUCUGCCAAGGACAGUAGACCUCAGAGAGGUCCGUACUUAGCGAGGAUGGAACUUUUCAAGAGGCUUAAAGAAAGAAAGAAUAAGGAUAUAGAAAAAUUGGGUAGUCUGACAGCAAUGUUGUUACACUAUUUUGAUGUGUUUGGUGACAAGUACUGCUGCUUUGGUGACCUAAGUACUUUUCUUGCUGAUCUUGACAAGGAAACUAUCCAGUCAUUCUUGGAUAGUUUAUGGAAAAGACUGGAGUUGGAUCCAGUGGACGGAAAGAUAACAUUUGCAGAAAAUGAAAAACAUUUGCAGAGACAUGUAUCAUUCCUACAAAUAUCAAGGUUCCUUGGAAAACACGAGUCACUCUCGUCAGACGAGAAAAUUUCUCUCUCGAAAGAAUUACUUAAACGUUACCAUGAUGGUCUCAAGUUUGGUGCUGAUUUAUUAAGCACGGAUCUCUUACCAAGUGAUAUGUAUUGUCUGUUUGCAGCUCAUCUUUUGUUGGAUGUUUGGAAGCAGGCAGGUGAUGAUGGCAUGCUAUGGAGGGUUAUUCCAAUAUUAGAGAAGGGACGUUCAAACAGUCCUGCUAAUCACCAUUUUAAGUUGCUGCUUAUAAGAUUAUAUUGCAUUGUGGGUGCGUUUGGACCUUGUCUGCAAUUGUACGAAGAAAUGGAAAUCAAACACGUGCAACGAGAUACGAUCGGAUACAUAGUGACAAGACACUGUGCACCUCUUGGUCAUUUUCACUUGGUCUCAGGGGUUUACAAUGAUACACUCAAAUUUUUCACAGUGAAUCAUAAAGAUACCACAGAGUACAUCAUCUCAGCAUACAAAUAUGGAUCAUUUCCAAAAAUUCCAGAAUUUGUGAAAUUUCGACAAAAGCUGAAUAAUUCUCUGCAUUACACAACAAUAACUGUUGAAAAGAUGAUUUCAGAGUUACUACUAGAGGCAAAUGCUAACAAUUUAAAAUUUGAAGAUUUAAUUAGAUAUAUGGAGAUAAAUCCUGAAAAAGAUGAAAUUGUCUGGGAUGAGCUGAGUGAUAACAGAGAUUUUACUCUGUUAGUGUCCUAUGAUUCCGAGGAAAAGCAAUGCAGUGAGGAAGAUAAAAAAGAUUCAACUGAGCAAGAAAAAGGUUGGCUGAAGUUGCAGAGUUUGGUGUUGCGGAUUCUCACAGCCGCUGGGUUACUGCUUCCCACGGUCAAUACCAAUAUAAAUAAGAAUGGCACAGAAACGCCAGACAUGGGAGAGAUUCUAAAGACGCUUGUCAAUGAGUUUGAGACACAUCUUGAACAACUGGAGAAGAAUCCAGUUACGCAUAAAAAGUUCCCACUCCAAGGCCCACCAGAAUCAAGAACAAGUGAUUUCCUUAAUGGUAACCAUGGGAACAUCAUAUUAAAUAUGAUGAAAGCUACGAGUGAUAUCCAACAUUUACAUGCCAAUGGUAUUGACAACUCUGGUGAGGUACAAGAGAGAAUAAAGAAUUAUCUUCAACAGACACUCAGACUUCUUGAAGAUACACUGUCUAAAAAUAGACAAAGUCUUGUGACAGAGAAGGAUGGACAGAAAAAAUUGCAUUAUUCUGUAUUACCCAACAUGGUGCUUUUAACAGAGAGUAUCGGUUAUAUCACGCUUCUCUCUGGUGUGUGCUGUAAAUUAUUAAAACCAAUUAAAUCUAUAAUUAAUAAACGAAACAGAAAGAAGAAAGAAGCUCCACAAGCAAUGCCUGCAAUAUUUGAAACUUACAAGAAGUUCUUAGACAGCAUUCAGCAGUUUGCUGAUACGGUUCAUAUUGCUGUGUUAGACCUUGACCCAGUGUUUGUAUCCAUGGAUCUCAGUCAACUAAGCCUUGUUGACAAGGAGACGGCUAAAUGUGUCACUAAUAGAGCUAAUAUGAGUGACCGGGAACUUGAGUCAUCGAUGUGGAAGAAAAUAGAAGAGAGUUACAAACAGUCUUCACAGAAUCUCUCAGGGAUAUUGAAACAGAAAAUGGAGUAUCUGGCAACACUCAAACUAUAG
This is a messenger RNA of Saccoglossus kowalevskii, 2934 nucleotides long. Its product is annotated as N-alpha-acetyltransferase 25, NatB auxiliary subunit-like. Gene Ontology annotation, cellular component: NatB complex; cytoplasm. The record is from RefSeq and is a predicted model, not a curated record. Lineage: Eukaryota; Metazoa; Hemichordata; Enteropneusta; Harrimaniidae. Gene Ontology annotation, biological process: N-terminal peptidyl-methionine acetylation. Gene Ontology annotation, molecular function: protein binding.